GUUUCACAUCUGUGAAAAGGCUCAAUGCUGCGCGAGUUCACUAAGGUCACGAUCGGCAAGGUCGAACAUGCAAAUGUGGACAAGGAGUCCGGGGGGACUGUGCCCAAGCGAGCGAACUGUCCACCUGGAGACCACGUGCGGUGCAUCGAAGUGACCUUCAAGGCGCCACCGGCGAACUUCUCUCAUGUGACGUUCCAAAACUAUUACGCGGCGACGCUUCGAAUCGAUCAAGUCGUGCAAGGGAAGUGUGUGACGAUUCUGAACCGAUUCCCAUUGAUGCAAGACGCACACCACGAAGGAGACGCACAGAACUGGCACAUUAUCAAGCGCGACGAGUUUGGGGCAAUGCUCGAUGUAGCCAGGGCCGAACGCUUCAUCUUCUAUCUCCUCCAGCCAUCUCCGCUCUGGGACAAGUGGGAACUUCGGUCGAUCAAAUUUUUCGACUCGACCGAAGCACCAACGAUCGCCCCAAAGGCUCCUGCAUCUGCCGUUGAAAGCUCGUCGAUGCACUUGUACCGCAAGUACACUGUGAACACAUCUGGCGUUGCAUUAGAUUCCAAGGACGUUAGUGGCCACGCCACGCGGUUCAUUGAUCUGUUGGCGAUGCUCCAGGCAAAGUUGGCCAAAGACGUCAAAUAAUAUUUGAGAGGUUUUGUAACUUGUCAAAACUAAUCGUAUCCGUUCAUUUUGGCCGCUUUGAGCAACAGAAUCUCCUUGCGCCGCUGGUCGUAUCGGUCCGUGGGCAGGCUCUCACACACCACCGUCGAGCAUAUGUCGUUGGCCGCCAUCUCCACCACCACUUCGUAGCCGAGGCGGGUCACUAGCGUCGGCACGGCCUUGUCCUGGGUGUCGCGGUGGCCCAGCUGACCGGCACUGCCGCGUCCCCACGUGAACACGCGGCCGCUUGUCGUUCGCGCCAUCGAGUGCGCCGAUCCGCAGACGACGUCGGCGAUGUCGCGGCCGCACAGCGCUGGAACCACCACGGGCAGUGUCGCACACUGGUACGCCGUGUCCGUGCGCGCGUCGUACCCGUCCGUGAGCUGCGUCGUGCAUCCAAGGCGACCAUUGGCCGCACACCCCCACGCAUAAAACUGACCUACAUAUCACAGUUGUUGUGAUCCAAAACGUGUCACAGAAGCUUGUUUUCUUGAGCGACGUGAUGGACAUUUGAAAAUAGCGAGAUAAAUAUUUUGUACCUCGAUCUUUCACAUGGAA
Messenger RNA from Aphanomyces astaci, 1215 nucleotides. RefSeq lists its product as hypothetical. NCBI's taxonomy places the organism in Eukaryota, Oomycota, Saprolegniomycetes, Saprolegniales, Verrucalvaceae. The record is from RefSeq and is a predicted model, not a curated record. The transcript has 4 exons. The coding region runs from base 25 to 639 and encodes 204 amino acids. Gene Ontology annotation, cellular component: nucleoplasm.